Endocarpon pusillum Z07020 is the source of this 1293-nucleotide messenger RNA. RefSeq lists its product as uncharacterized. Gene Ontology annotation, cellular component: peroxisomal importomer complex; peroxisomal membrane. The transcript has a single exon. The coding region runs from base 1 to 1293 and encodes 430 amino acids. The record is from RefSeq and is a predicted model, not a curated record. Gene Ontology annotation, molecular function: signaling receptor binding. Gene Ontology annotation, biological process: protein import into peroxisome matrix, docking. Lineage: Eukaryota; Fungi; Ascomycota; Eurotiomycetes; Verrucariales; Verrucariaceae.
AUGACGGACGGAUCAGACUCCAAACCGCCUUCGAUACCUGCCUGGCAGACGACUAUUUCGCAUAAUACAACCGACACCUCUUCGGACACUUCAAAAGAUGCUGCACAAGCUGUCCCAGCCCAAGAUCGCCGUGCUGUCCUCGACCAAGCCCGGAUAUUUCUGGAUGACGCAUCUGUGCGAGAUAGCCCGCGAGAGAAGAAGGUUGCUUUCCUGGCGAAGAAGGGUCUGCAGAACGACGAGAUACAAAGGCUGCUGGACACUUCGUCUUCAGAGACAGCUUCCUCCUCAGCAUCCUCCUCAGAAUCCUCCUCACCAGCUUCGCACGUCUCUGCCGCUACCACUCCUCCCUCCAGCUCCUCACAAACUCAACCAGCCUCCCAACCCAACCGCGAAGUCCCCCCCAUAAUCACCUACCCGGAAUUCCUCCUUCGGCCCAGCAAACCCCCACCCCUCAUAACCCUCGACCGCCUAACAUACUCGCUCUACACCCUCGCCGGCAUAUCUGCCUUCACCUACGGCGCCAGCAAAUACCUCGUGCAACCCAUGCUCCAAUCUCUCAGCUCAUCGCGCCACGAGCUAGCCAGCACGGCGCUCCACAACCUGGAGAAACUAAACGAAAAGCUCGAAGGCAGCGUCAGCCACAUCCCAGCUAUAUCACAGAGCGCAAUCCCAAAACAGCGCUUCUUCCACGACAACGACAACAACGACGAAAGCGCCUCAGACAUCGAAACAGCAGACUCAGACCUCACCGAACUCUUCCACAGGGACAUGGCAACGCAGACCUCGCCUCGCCUCCUCCUCCACUCUCCCUCCCUUUCCAACACAUCAUCCACCACCUCAUCCUCCGCACACGAGAAACAAAACGAAAAUGCAGAAACAGCAACAGCAACAACAACCCAACACACCCGCCUCCUCACCCUCAAAGACUCACUAACCUCGCUCCUGGCAACCGAAUCCCCCUCCGAACCCACCACCAGCACCAGCACCAGCAGCAGCACCACUAACCUCCUCUCCACCCUCUCCUCCACGCAAUCCUACCUCGACCGGCUCCAAUUCAGCCUGAACGCGUACAACGACUACCACCACCUCUUCUCGGCCGGCGGCUCCACUCUCCCCGCGACGACAGGUAACAACAGGAGGGACGAAGGGAAGAAAGGCCCCAGCGACGACGAGGCGGUCAGGUUCCGACAGGAGAUCCUGAGCGUCAAGGGCGCGCUGUUGGGCGUGCGCAGUUUCCCGCUGGGCAGUAGGGUGACUGCGGCUACUGGUGCGGGAGGGGUGGGGGUGAGGUAG